AUGAAGGGUCUCUCAAUUGUACGUAGCGUUGCUCUGGUGAAACCCAGAAGAAUCUUUUGCGGCUCCAUAUUGCUACAUCUGCUCAUGGCACGGGAAUGCUGCAAGUUGCCGAGAUGGCGAUUCAGCGGUGUGAUCGAAUAUGGUAUCCGCAGGCUUCCACACGGGUCCAAAGUGGUAUAG
Bipolaris victoriae FI3 is the source of this 180-nucleotide messenger RNA. RefSeq lists its product as hypothetical. The transcript has a single exon. Bases 1 to 180 code for a protein of 59 amino acids. Lineage: Eukaryota; Fungi; Ascomycota; Dothideomycetes; Pleosporales; Pleosporaceae. The record is from RefSeq and is a predicted model, not a curated record.